UAGUAAUACAGUAAGAAACUUUGAAAGGGAAUCUUCUAAUAUGGAGUUUAUUAGAAAUGAGGUAGAUGCAUUAUACCAUGAAAUGGUAGUUGAUGCAAUGGGUGCACAGUCUGAAUACAAUGACGGGCCAAUGGCUGAGGAGCUAAAUAGUAAGGCAAGAGAAUUUUAUGAUCUCUUGCAUGCUGUAGAAGUCCAUAUAAGUGCUGGGGGACAGAAUGUUACAGUACUUUCAUGGAUGGCAGAAAUGCUAAACAUGAAAACUCUUUAUAAUAUGAGUGCUGCUAAUUGGGAAAUGGCAUUGUCAUUGAGUCGAAAGUUGUUGAGUCCAGAGGACCAAGAAAAGGUGCCAAAGGAUUUCUAUAGUGCAAAAAAAAAUGAUAAAUUAUGUGGAGAAUCUCAUUAUGAGCCAAGGAAUAUGUCUGCUAUAAGGCAAAAAGAUGUUCCAAGGAAAUCUUUGUGGUACCUUCCAAUUACCCCAAGAUUGCAACGACUAUACAUGUCUAGAAAAACAGCAGAGCACAUGACAUGGCAUUUGAAAUGCCAUGAGGAUGCGGAUGAAGUUAUUCAUCCUGCGGGUAGUGAGGCAUGGAAACACUUUGAUGAAACCCACCCAACAUUUGCUGAUGAACCUAGAAAUGUUAAACUUGCCCUCUAUACAGAUGAUGUGAGACGAGGUACGCGAGGUGCAUCUUCUUUUAGACAGCAGGUUGAUCCAAGGGGAGAACCACAGAGGUCAUUUCGUUGUCUUAUUCGGGGGCCUCGUAGAGAUGUUCCUACACAGCAGCAGCUGCCUAGCUUGAGCCAACCUCCCGCACAACAACAGAUUUCCAGUUUGAUUCAGCUUCCCACACAGCUGCAACAGGAGCAACCCACUGUUACUCAGCCACCAUUAGCCGAUGACCAAUUCAUUGGUGAUGAUGCAACAAUGGAGGAGGAGAAUAUAGAGUGUAAUUUGGAGGCUGAGUUGGAGGCUGAGUAUGAUGUGCUUGAUCCUAAGUUAGAUGCUCAGUUGGAGGAGAAGCUAUCACGUGCUGUCCCGAAGACAGGACGUGGCAUGGAUAAAGGAGAUGACGCUCCUGCAGACUCGAGUUAAAGGAAAGUGCUUAGCCUUAAUCGCCGAGGCACAUUCAGCCAUGAGAGGUUUGGGAGGACUGCCACAGUCAUUUGGAAGUACUUGUAUGAUGAGCCAGUGCUUUUCUGGUCUAGCUGGCCUGAGGAAAAGAAGAGGGUUGCUUGGGAGAAUUUUCAGAGGACAUAUUAUUGGGAAGAGGAUGAUGCUCGUGUGUAUAAAGUCUGGAGAUUACAUUGUCAAAACCGUUUUCGAGACGAGCUUCAUCGAGCUCGAAAGGUGUGGGUGAGGGAGAAGAAGUUGCCCGAGUUCAUGCAUAAGGAUACCUUUAAAAUUUUGUUGGCAAAAUGGAGGAGUCCAAAAUAUAUUGCACUCUAGGAA
Messenger RNA from Rubroshorea leprosula, 1450 nucleotides. The record is from the annotation of a GenBank genome assembly. Lineage: Eukaryota; Viridiplantae; Streptophyta; Magnoliopsida; Malvales; Dipterocarpaceae.